AUGGGCCCGCCUAAAGAGAAGGAACAACAACGCACCAGACGAACCGUGAAGGCCUGCGUCAUCUGUCAUAAGAAGAAGGUCCGCUGUGACAUUGACAAUGUGGAAGGCGAGGUUUGUUCGCCGUGCGCGAGAGACGGGUAUGAAUGUAUACCUAGAGAGAGGAAGAGGAAACGUUUUACUUUCAGUCCUUCCCCGCCUGCCGGAGCCCGUAAGAUCAAGUCAGGACUGAAUGGAAGCAUAGCCGACGGCUCACAGCCCGCCUUCUCUGUGGAAAGUACAAAUUACACCGACCCUUCAGACGCCAGUCAAUCUGCAUUCCCCAACGAAUCCUCAAUGCGGACGGACGGAAGUUUGAAAACAGAGAAUAGCUUGGGGCGAAGACUCUCCAGUGCAACCAGCUUACACGACCCAUCAAUUAGAGUGGAACGGAACCCGGAAUCUUCAUAUCCGGGCCUGACAAACGCCUCAUCUAAUGGUCUAUCUAAUGACCACAGUAUGCAGCCUGAUGUUACAAAUUCUGCAUAUCCUUCUUCUACCUCACAGACCAACGUCGUCAGCUACCUAGGACGACUGGAAUACCUUCGCAAUGAUGUCCCCGUGGAUGACGACGCAGGCUUGCCGAGCAGUAUGCCCCAUCGGCUUUCUGAAGUUGAUCUCGAAACAUUGCGAGUUCAUCGAGUUUCAGAACUUCCACCUAGGCCUGUGCGCGAGUCGUUGCUCGACGCCUUCUGGUCGCGAUGCCACCCAUGGAACCCCGUCGUCGAACGCAGCUGGGUAGAGAAUCGCGACCCUAACCAAGUUUCUCUACUUCUCCUGCAUGCUAUGCUUCUUGCCGGAAGCAGAGUUUCAGCACCGUUGCCCAAUUAUCCAUCCGCCGAUUUCUACAGGAAGGCUCGGGUUCUUUUUUGGACUGGAGCUGAAGAAGAUCCUAUUAUCACGAUCGCUGCCUGUAUCUGCCUUCAUUGGUGGAACCCUGAAGGGCCAGAGCAAGUCUCUGUGCAUACGAGCAGUUUCUGGCUGCGCAUCUGCAUAGGUCUCGCAUUGCAAGUUGGAUUGCAUAGAGACCCAGGCACCAAGCCAAACGCAGGGUUGAGGCGAAGACUUUGGUGGUCUCUUGUUUGCAGAGACGCUCUGAUCAAUGCCGGCCACGGAAGGCCUCGAGCAAUUGAUCUGAAACUUUCAGAUGUAGCUCCUAUAUCGGUUGUCGAUUUUGAAGGCAUGGUUGCCCCCUCGAAUCUCUUCUCUUCAUACGUGGGAAUUUGUUGUAUCCUUGGUGACCUUACGCAAAGCUAUCUCCGGAAACAUGGCCUGCAGGAGCACAAGAAGUCAUUAGAAGAUAGACUCUUCCGUUGGCUCAAAACCCUUCCCGAAAAUCUACAAUUGUGUCGACCAAUCGAAGGACGGCCUUUAAAACAAUAUAGCUUUGAAACCCGACAACUACAUAUUCAGUAUUUUACGACCUUGAUCAUCUUGAAUCGACCGGUGGAGCCAAAAGCUUCUCCUUCUCUUCCUGCCUUAGUAGCUUCCUCGUUUAUAGCGGGUAUAUUCGAAGAUUUCAUGGCUCGCGAUGAAUUACGAUAUCUCGGCCCUAUCUUCACGUUCUACUGUUUAACAGCAGGAAUGGCGCAGUUGUCGUGUUAUCGAUACAGUAGCCUCAUACCUUCUGCAGAGCAAGAUUUAGCGAUUAUGGGCCGAGCUCUUGAGGAGUUGGGCAAUCGGUGGGCGACGGCUGCAGGCAGCCUUAAGCACCUCUUCGAAGUGCGAGAGAAAGUUACCCAGCGGCCCUCGCUUGGUGCAUUCCCCGAUUUCAGCUUCCCGGCAACGACACAGCAAUUCUUCUCUGAUUUUGGGCCAGACCUAUGCCGCAUGUGGCAUCCAAUAUUCCAACAAUUGCCUCAGACAUCAUCUAUCGCCCCACGCGAACUGGAGACGGCGGGAAUUCUCCAGGGACUUCGAACACCGAAUACGCAACCUAUCGAUUUGGAUAUUAAUGCAAACACAGUAGACCAACAACAGCAACUACUUGGCAAUCCUGCAGUUGGUGGAGCAGCUCUAGAGCCGACACUGCUUCAGCCUCAAGAAUGGUUCGGGACCUAUGGAGGAAUUGGGAAUUGGCUCAUGGUAGAUUGGGAUCAAGGUUUUGGUUGGUGA
Molecule: messenger RNA, 2151 nt
Organism: Aaosphaeria arxii CBS 175.79
Lineage: Eukaryota; Fungi; Ascomycota; Dothideomycetes; Pleosporales
Exons: 3
Coding region: 1-2151 (716 amino acids)
Biological process (GO): DNA-templated transcription; regulation of DNA-templated transcription
Molecular function (GO): zinc ion binding; DNA-binding transcription factor activity, RNA polymerase II-specific; DNA binding
Source: RefSeq, a predicted model, not a curated record